Messenger RNA from Cydia pomonella (codling moth), 8095 nucleotides. RefSeq names its product rho GTPase-activating protein 23 (gene RhoGAP19D). The record is from RefSeq and is a predicted model, not a curated record. NCBI's taxonomy places the organism in Eukaryota, Metazoa, Arthropoda, Insecta, Lepidoptera, Tortricidae. Gene Ontology annotation, biological process: signal transduction. The coding region runs from base 389 to 5485 and encodes 1698 amino acids. The transcript is spliced from 25 exons. Gene Ontology annotation, molecular function: protein binding.
CAGUGGCGGCCGCGAAGCGGCACACCGCGGACGGCGCGGACGCGCUUCCGAAACACGAUCGAUAUGACGAUCUAUGAGUACAUCGAUCGAUAAACGACGCGAGUGGUCUUGUGAUCUAGCGGUGUGCUAUGUGAUUCUAAUCAAGUGCCGGUCGAAACUUUACCAUCUUAAAAAUGAACAGGACAGGUCUUACAGACAGGUGGAACGAAUGUAUUCGUCCCGCGAACAUGCGCGAAUGAAACGUUGUCAUCAUUUAACUAUGCUUAAUUGUAACCGUGUGAAUAAUAUUAACCUCAUUGUAGAAUUAGACGUGGAAUACUCGGCCAUGCUAGCCUUGGCUGACUAGUCAUUACAUGUGUUUGUGGUGGUGAAGUGAAAAGUGAUCAAAAUGAUGCAAGGAUUGCUCGAUUCGCUGUACAAGAUCUAUACAGAUUGGCGCGCACCAAUGGCCGACGAGGAGGCUCGGGCGCGGCGCGCGCCCGCGCCGCCGCCGCGGCAGCCCGCGCGGCCGCCGGACCCGCGCCCGCGCACCUUCCCCCCCGACUCCCCUGCCAACCUUCCCGCUCCCCCACGCCUCAUCAGACCCUCCGAACACCUGGCGUUGGUCGAGUGGUCGGAGCGGAGGCCGCAUCCUCUGUGCCCGACCGUGAUCAUCCAAGGUCCUAGACCUGCUGUUCCACCGCCCCCUCCAGUGCAUAGGCACGUCGCGCCCCCGCAGCCGAGGAUGCCUGCACCAGUGCCUCAAGGUCAUGGCGGCCAGCAGGUGAUGAGGAUGCCGCAGCAAAGGAGAGAUAUUCAGCCACCACCGGUCGCGCACCCCCCGCUGGCCCUGCCCGCGCCCACGUCUGCGCCCGCGCCGCCCGCCUCGCUCGCCGCCGCGCCGCGCACCAUCGUCAUCCAGCGGCCCGACGCCCGUCACGGAUUCGGGUUCACCUUGCGGCACCUGGUCGUCUACCCGCCGGAUUCAUUGCAGGAGUUGUACGAGGAUGCGCGCCACCUCGCGGUGGGCGCGGUCGGCGCUCCCAUGGACACGAUCUUCGUAAGGUCCGUGCGGCCGGGCGGGCCGGCGGCCGCGGCGGGGCUACGCGCGGGCGACCGCGUGCUGGCCGUCAACGGGGAGCCGGUGGCCUGCGGCCGCAGCCGCGCGCCCUAUGCGAGGGUCGUCCAGCUGGCGCAGCGGGAGCCCUUCUCGCUCAGGCUGACGGUUGUGCCGAGAGACCACGAUCUGUUGCAGAGGUAUUUCAGUGAAGCCGCCUACAACCCUGAAUCGAACCAGCGGCACAUUGAAAUGCCGGCGCCGAUAACCGAGCACGAGUCCCGCCUGUUCGACGCGUACCGAAGGCCGAGGGCCGCUCUGCCGGCCCCGCAGGCGCCGCAGCGGGAGGACCCGGAGUACGCAAGCGUGGCAUCGCUCGCGCCCUCGCGAUAUGACGUGCCGCGGCUACCCACUACACCCCACCAUUUGUUGCAUGAUAGUAGGAGAGAAUCAGACACAUCGCUACCAUCAUCGGCCACAGAAAGCAAAGACAGCCUCGGCUCCUUCGACUCGAACUCAACCCUAACCGGCAGAGAACUAGACGACUCGAUUAUCCUAUCCCGAAUACGAAAGAGUCUCGAACAGAAAGAGGCUUUCCUCAGACGACCGAGCCAACCCACCGGUUGGGUCACCCCCGACGUCCCACCGCCCAUAAAACAAAAAGAGUUCUACGCGAGGCCACAGAAGUUACAGAAGCCUGCGUGGCCUCCUCCUUCUUCCCCGCCUCUCGCGGCAUCUCCCCCACCCUCGUUACCCCCACAAGAAAUUAAAAGAGAUGAUUGCUCAGCGAGCGUUGACAGCGGAACGUACAGCGGCUACGGGGAAGUUAACGGAACUCCAAAUGACAAACAGAGGCUAAAACAGGACAAGAGUCAAUUUGUGGCAACACUUUCGAAGAUACAGGAGACGACGCCAAGCAAUAAUGGGUCGAUGAAUAAUGGAUCUUCUCCUGAGUAUCAGGAGGCGGCAUCGACGAGUAAUCCGGAUAGCAGAUAUCCAGUGCCCGAACUCCAGCUAGUGACGGCUAGGACUCGGCAGCUCGAGGAGGCGCGCGGAGGCGGCGAGCGGCGCACGGAGGUGGCUCGCAGCGAGCUGGCUCGCAUGUCCGCGACGCGGCUCGAGCCCAGCGUCGCGCUGCGGAGGAAGGAGUUUGAGACCAGGGCGUCCAGGAGAGAAGCCAGGUCGCUCGACGUACAACCUCAACAAGAGUUAGAGCAUGAAUUAUCACUCGGCGGCAGCUUGUCAGGAAACCAGUUGAUGAUCACCGGCAGUAAAUACCUACAUUGUCCGCCACCUGAAAAAUAUGUUCCCGAAACAGAAAAGGUUCAAAUGCGAACAAGGUCAAACAGUACAGGCAGUGAAGGAUUACCUAUUAGAAGACAUCAUGCCACAGAUGGCAGUCACGCGAAGAGACGUAUGGGGCUGAACAGGGAGCAAAUGGAGGCCAUGAACCGGGUGUCGCUGCCCGGCGCGGGCGCGGCCGUGCGGCCCACGCAGCUGAGCCUGGCGCCGCCCGCCGCCGCCGCCGCCGCCGCCGGCUCGGCCGAGCCCUCGCCCACGCCCAGCACGCCCGCCGACUCAGGUUUUGCUGACGACUUGGUGACUCGGAGACAGAAGAAAGAUGCUCAACUUGGUGCAGAGGAGGAGCGCGCGAUGCGCCGCGUGUCCUACCUGAAGGCCACGUGGGGAGACCGGCUCCACCUGGACAGUGAUCCGGAGCCCGACGCCGACCAUCACGCUUUGAGGAGUGUAUACCGCAAGUGGCGCCCUCCUCGGUUCACCGAAGACAUUACGCCGCUGCUGCGCAUUUUCGACCCCCACGCGUCGCUCCCGAUGCGCCCUGAGAAGAAGGGGGAGGGAACAAGCGAGAGCGCCGAAGAGGCGAUCGAAGGAGACGUGCAAGGGAAUGUGCAGAUCAAGAUGGUAGUUAGCAAUGGGAAGCGCGCGAGCGACCGAUCAUGGAAGCAGGAGUGGGCGGUGCUGCACGGGACCAAGCUGCAUCUCUACAGACAUCAUCCUAGCCAGAGCCCUGGCGCAGUGAGCGGAUCCACACCGGGCGCGGAGAGCUCGCGCGACACUCUCGACAUGCGGUACUCUCUGGCGGCGUUAGCCGAUGACUAUACAAAGCGAAAACACGUCGUGCGCGUCACCACCGCCGCCGGCGCUGAGCUGCUGCUACAGGCGGAGGGCCCAGAAGACGCCCAGCGCUGGCUGGCGGCGCUACGCCGGCACUCGGCUGAGCCGCCGCCGGCGGAGACCGCGCCCGCACAGCCCGACUGCCCUUCGCCGCUGCCACCGCAGCGCAGCAAGAAGAUCGGCCGCAACAGGUCGCCUACCGGACCACCAACGCCAACCCUUCCAUCAUCGCCGAAGAACAAAACAUGGAAGGGCCGCAUGGCGAAGCAGCUCCGUCGCAUGCACGGCGGUGGCGCCGCAGCCGUGCCCGCGCCGGCCUCGGGGUGGCUCGGCGCGCCACUCGAGCGCUGCCCCACCGACCCGGAGCACCCGCUGGUGCCGCGAGCGGUCACGCUACCAGCACAUGCUGUGGAGGCCUUCGGUCUUCGCACAGUAGGCGUGUAUCGCGUGCCAGGCAAUGCAGCCGGCGUAGCGGCACUUGCGGCCGCGCUGGACCGCGGCGAACCUCCGCCGGAGGGCGACCCGCGGUGGGCGGAUGUGCACGUCGCCUCCAGUCUGCUCAAGGCAUAUCUGAGGCGGCUGCCUGAUCCGCUGCUCACGGCUGACAUGUAUCCCGCUUUUAUUGCGGCCGAUCGCUCACCGGAGAGAGCUCGGGAGUUACGCCGUCUAGUCCACGCUCUGCCCGAGGCUCACUACGAAACACUCAAGUACCUGAUCCAACAUUUGCGGAAAGUCGUCGCGCACUCGUCACACAACAAGAUGGAAGCGCGAAACUUGGCCAUCGUGUUUGGGCCAACGUUGGUGCGCGCCGCCAGCGACGACAUGCUCGCAAUGGUCAAUGACAUGUCCAGUCAGUGCCGCAUCAUCGAGUCUUUUCUGUCUCACUAUGACUGGUAUUUUGAAGAGGAGGAAGGCGAGCCCCCAGUGGAACCCCCGACGACGGCGGAGGAGCUGUCCCCGGCCCCCGCGCCCUCUCGCGACCUCCUCAUCCACAACGUCAAAAAGAUCGAAGGAAAAGACGUGUCAACCCGCGACAUCGUAUCCUCGAUCAUCUCAGCGGCGAACCGCAAGAUCCAGCGCAAGCCGCGGUCGAAGCCGUCGUCGGACAGCAAGAAGUGGGCGGAGGCCGAGAAGCGGCCCGAGGCGUCGCCGGGCGCCUCACCGCCCAGCUCGCCGCUCACGUCGCCGCCCGCGCACCUCACCACCACCCUCGCCGACUACGACGGCCUGCCGCAUACGUUCAACCAGGGAGGCAACAAAGUGGAGAUGGAGUCCAUAUCAGUGUUGGGCCGCGGUCGCCAAGAGCUCUCGCGGCACACACACACGCUACAGAGCUUCUCCAUCGAUGGAGCCGGAGAUUUGGUGUCGUCUCUGACGAGCACGUUCGACCAGAAGCUGCGCACGCUGAACAACUCGUCGCCGCUGGACGACGGCAGCAUCCCGUACGCGGACGAGCCCGAGCCGGACGAGCUCGAGAUGCCGUCGGGCAAGUCGUCGUCGAGCUCGCCGUCCGAGCACAGCGAGCGCGAGGAGCGCGCGUCGCCCGGCGCGCGCGCGCAGGAGCUGAAGGCCGCGUGGCUCGCGCGCGACCUGCGCCACUCCUCCUCCUCCAGCGACGAGCCCGACGCGCGCUGGCCGUGCCCGCGCCGCCGCGCCCGCGCCGCGGGGGACGACGACUCGGAGAAGGAGAACUGCAUCAUUCCAAAAAAGAACGACGAGGCCCGCAGCACCGAGGACGAGAAGGACGUCGAUACCCGCUCGCAGGUGUCCGAAACGAUGCCCGACAACGACAAGACCAUCGACCGGCUGCUUUACCCCUCCGCUUACAAAAACGGCCUGCGUCUGUCUAACCCGGAGUGCGUGAAGCGCAACAGCGCCGCGCUCGAAAACGACAGCGAAAAAGACGUAGAUUGCUCCAAGCUGAAACGGUCUGAGUCUCUGAACAGGGAUCCGGAGCGGAGCGAGGCGCGCGUGCUGCGCUCCGAGAGCCUCAACUGCCGCGUGGAGUCGCGUCUGCAGCGCUCCGAGUCGCUCAACAAGGGCGAGCGGCUGAGCAAGCUCGAGAAGGGCGAGUGGAACAUCGUGCGAAGGCGCGAGGGCGCGUGGCGCUCGACCAAGCUGAAGCGCAAGAACGGCAUGCCGGAGCGCGGCAUCAAGCGCCGCCACACCGUGGGCGGCACGAAGGACUUCGACAAGGACGGCUGGAGCGCGCGCCACACGCGCACGUCGUCGCCCGACCUCAGCGCCGCGCCGGGCGCCUGGCCCGCGCCGCUCGUGCCGCCGCCGCGCCCGCCGCUCGAGAGCCACGUCUGACACGAGGCGCACUCCUUGUAAAGGACCGCCCACCGCGCACGGCUUGUCAUCGAUGCUGCGGACUUUCGCAGGUCGAAAUCGAUUUCGGGAACUGCAUCGGUUGUAAAUAUUUUGUGCCGAACUAGCGUUUUCGGUAAAGACAGAAGUGAGACCCCGGCCGCACUCGGCGCCGGCGGGGGACGGGUUUCGACAAAAACAUUAAGCCGUUUCUAGAUAUUAAGUCGUCUAUGGACUUAAAUAUCGUAUGAUGAAUGGGCUUCGAAGUACAUCGUUUCUUCGCUAACUGGACUCUACAAUGGGUGCCUAUUGUUCGGGUGGUGCUGUUUAUUUUAUAUCUAAGUAGUUUUUUUUCUAAUGAAGUGGGUGAAUCAAAAAUUUGGGUACCGGAAAUCAAGAAAAUAUAUGUUUUAAAAUCUGAUUACAUGCAGUACCUACCAUAUUUUAUAUCUUCUACUAACAGGAACUUUCGCAUCGAGAGAGGCUAUUAUUUUGAUUCGACUCAAUUGACUGAAUAGAUUAGGUCACAAAAAUAUAUAAUUAUAUAUAUUAUAGUAUGAAAUAAAAAGCUAAUACUCAAAAGUCAUUUACAUUAUAUUAUAUCGAAAAAUCAUUCAUAAGUAAUAAAAAUAUUCAAAACUUAUAUUGAUGUAACAAAGACAUAAGUUAAAAUUGUAUAUGAGAUAUAUAGGACAACGUAUUUACUCAUUGAAAAAAUUAAAUCGUACAGUGCAAUACAAUUUAGGUACUUGAAUAGGAAAAAAUGUUUAAGAAAAGAAACAAAUGAAGGCGAAUGCUGCAACAGCUAGCCGCCCCUCAACGAUCAAGAAUCAAACAAAGAAAACGGGGUUCUUAAUCACCAAAGGACGGCUAGCAGCGGCGGGCAUUGGGGCAGUGCCAUGCUUGGCUUGAUGGAGUGUAACAUUUCUUGCUCCGAACGUAGCUUAUAAAAUUAUGGUGCGUACUACUAAACGUGGCAUUGCCCCAAUAGAAAAUUAAGCUCACUAAAUAAUGCCAAAGAAUGAUAAGGAAAUCGUCAAUUUUGAGAAUGCGAGGAGCAUAAUAGAGUGAAGGCGCGACUCUGAAAGGAAUGGAAGGAAUAUGUAUCAACGAACUACUGAGUUACUCACCAUAUCGAGGCAAUACGCACUGUACCUUGUGGCGUCGCUGCGCCCCCGACAUACUUGAAUAGUACUCCCUGUGUAGGUUAAGAACUACUCUGUACGGAGUCUUGUGGGGCGCUUGCAGACGCCGUGAUAGUGCAAACGAGCAUAAUAAAACUAAUAUUAGUGCUAGUAGUAGAUAGUACAUACAUACAAUGAAUGUUAUUUAGAUACAACGCCCAGGCGUACAUUAGUUUAAGUAUAUGUGCCCGAUCGGGUGAACAUGUGACCAGACUACUAUAACACCACGUAACUUUAAGCGUUAUCGGUAAGAAUUACAUAAUAGGUACUCGUCGAGUUAUAUUGAUAGCGAUUAUUGGAAGGAAUUAUAAAAAUAAAUAAAAGCAUACAUCACCUACUUGCCUUUGCAAUAGUUUUAGCGGAUUUGACUUAUUAUGCACAAUUCUCAGAUUUAAAUAGAUUCUUUUUAAUAAAGUUACCUAGUAGACCCGUCUCCUCUGUAACGAAAUUAUGUACCUAAUCAAAUAUUUUAGCUGACUAUUGGAAUUAGAAAUUGUAAAACUUUGACUUAGUUUUUAAUAUUACAAAGUGCGACUUGUAUUGUAAAUAGUGGAUGCAUUGCGCGUGUCCCGGCUCCGGGUUGCCGCCGGGCGCCGGGCGCGCUCUCCGUGUGACAGCGGCCGGGCCGCGCGCCCGCCCGUAUCGACUAACCGACGUAACACUCCUACAGUGAUAAUAAUAAAAGUGAUUCUCUAGCUUUGUAUAAAUUGUACAUUUCUUUUAUGAUUAAUUUAUAUUAAAUUUGUUAUCUUAGCUUUGUUGAAUGCAAUUAUUUUUUAUUGUUUUGUUUAUCAAAGAGAAGUAUUUUAGGCUAAAUUCGAUUGUUAUUUAUUUGCGAAAGCUGUAAAACGUGAUUUGGCGCAAUUUCUUUUAAAAUUGUAAUUAUAUUUUGUACAUAAUACAUCGGCAAAAUGAUGUUUUAGACUUUCGUUCAUUAACUAUUUUGAAAAUUUUAUACCAUCUUUACGUUAAGGCGAUCUCAAGUUUGUUGAAUGUUUGCAAAGCGUUCCUUUAAAGUUUUAUUUGUAAAUAUAUCUUUUAAUGUAGGAACAGUGAAUUUACUAAUUGUAACUGCGUCAUAUUGUAAGUAGACGGUAGAUGGCGGUAGGGGCGGGUCGGGGCGGCCCGGUCGGACCGUCCGGGACGGGACUGGACCGGACCGGGUCGGGUCGGACGGACGGCGCCGACCGGCGGUCCCGCCUCCUCGUUACGUUAGGUACAUACAUAUAAAAGACAUGUCUCGCUCGAGUGUCUGCUUGCAAGAGAAUUGUAUUCAAGUAAUCUAAUUCAUGUCCUUCGUGUAAUCAGCUAUAAAAUUCAAGUAAACACCGUAAGACAUUUUGCAAACGUGGUCUGAUUCACGUUACAAUAUUCAUUGUCAUUGUGUAUAUUUUGGAGCAAUGGAAUAAAAUACUGAAUCAAUUUAGAA